Molecule: messenger RNA, 2861 nt
Organism: Manis javanica (Malayan pangolin)
Lineage: Eukaryota; Metazoa; Chordata; Mammalia; Pholidota; Manidae
Source: RefSeq, a predicted model, not a curated record
UCCAGCUGACCGUGCAUUUCCAGCUGCGGCUCCCUCUCCCGAGCUCUCCUUCCGUUCGUCUGGGCCUCUGCCCCCCUCCUGGGGGGCCCCAAGAGCGGAAGAUCCGCCGACGGCAGGCGACGGCCCCUGCUCCGACUCCAGCGGGCGACCCUCGCUCCUCCCGGCUGCAGGGGGCGCCGCGGGUGGGGGGCGGGGCUCCAGCGAGUCCCAGCGUGCACUGCGCGGGGACGGGGCGGUCGGGCCUCCAGGUGUCUGCCGGGUGGGGCCCGGUGGGACGGCAAAGGGCAAUGGCCACCCCGGCUCGGAGCAAGAAUGGCAGAAUCUAGAAGCAUGGCAGAAGGAGCUUUACAAGCACGUAAUGAGAACCAAUUAUGAGAUUCUUGCUUCUCUAGAAAGCCAGCAAGCUGUGAAUUCAGGAGAAACUAAAUGCCAUUUCCAAGUGGACUGUCUUCAGAGCCAGUGUUCCUUCGAACCCUUCUUAGGAAAAAGCAAAGAUCCUUUCUUCUUGCCGGACCAAGGCUUCACCCUCACGAACUCACAGAGACCUGGCACACUGGCGCCAGUUCCAGCAGGCCCCAGCUGCUGGGAACCCCUCCGGCGAGGAGGAACCCCAAGUCCCCAAACCCUGGGGGUCCCCUCCUGGGAGAGCGGCGAGUUCCGGUGCCCUGUCUGCGGGGAAAGCUUUCGGAGGAAGGGCCACUUGGAGGAGCACCAGGGCAGCCACCCGAAGGCGCGGCCACGCAGGCCCUGGGGGAAAUUCGGCAGCCGGGCUGAUCCGCAGCCGCAGCCGAGGGCCCCCGCGGGCCCGGGGCCCCUCCGCUCCAGCGAUUGCGGGCGGAGCCCCCAGCUGCGGCAGCAUUUGCUUAGCCCUCUGGCGGGACACGCUGGGAAGCGCCCGCUGCAGUGCCCUCAAUAUCAAGUCUGCUUCCGCCACAAGCGGACUCUUCUCAGCCACCGCCUCCGGUGCACGGGGCAGAGGUCUUCCCAGUGCCCCAAAUGUGACAGGGACUCUCUCCCUGAGGCCAGCGUGUGGGCUCUCCGGGAACAGACCAGCACAGGGGCGCCAGCCUCCUGCGGGGGAGGCCACGGGGCCGCCUGGGAGCCGGCCGAGCUCCGCGCCGCGCGCUCGGGAGAGGGGCCCGGCCGGCGGGCGGCCUGCGCGGAGGGGGUCCCGGAGAGCCCGUUGCCCUGCGCGGAGCGCGGCCCGCGCUUCCCCGCGAGGUCCAGCGGCAGGGUGCACCCGGGGGAAGAGCCCCUGCAGGGCGCGGAGGGCGGCAGGGGCUCCCGGCCGGGCGGCGGGCGGCGCGCGCCCCGCGGGGAGAGGCCCUUCUCGUGCCGCAAGUGCGGCCAGGGCUUCUCCCGGCGCUGCAAGCUGGCGGAGCACGGCCGCGUGCACAGCGGCGAGAGGCCCUUCCGCUGCGCCGACUGCGGCCGCACCUUCCGCCAGAGGGGCCAGCUGCUGCGGCACCGGCGCCUGCACAGCGACGAGAGGCCCUUCCGCUGCCCCGAGUGCCCGCUGGGCUUCCGCCUGCAGAGCAUGCUGCGGGCGCACCGGCUCGGCCACGGCGGGGAGCGGCCGUUCUCCUGCGCCGAGUGCGGCCGGGCCUUCACCCACCAGUGCAAGCUGCGCGAGCACGUGCGGGUGCACAGCGGCGAGCGGCCCUUCCGCUGCCCCGACUGCGGCAAGAGCUUCCGCCUCAAGGGCAUCCUGAAGGCGCACCAGCGCACGCACAGCCAGGAGAGGCCCUUCCCGUGUGCGCAGUGCGGCAAGGGCUUCACCAGGCGGUCCAAGCUCACCGAGCACGCGCGCGUGCACAGCGGCGAGAGGCCCUUCCGCUGCGCCACCUGCGACAGGAGCUUCCGCCUCAAGGGGCAGCUGCUCGGUCACCAGCGCCUGCACACCGGGGAGCGGCCCUUCCAGUGCCCCGAGUGCGACAAGCGCUACCGCGUGAAGGCCGACAUGAAGGCGCACCAGCUGCUGCACCGCGGGGAGAUGCCGUUCUCCUGCGAGUGCGGCAAAGGCUUUGCGAAGCAGUCGAAGCUGAUCGAACACAUCAGGACACACACGGGGGAGAAGCCUUUUCAGUGUCCCAAAUGUGACAAGAGUUUCCGCCUGAAGGCCCAGCUGCUCAGCCACCAAGGCCUGCACACAGGGGAGAGGCCUUUCCACUGCCCCGAGUGUGCCAAAGCCUUCCGGGAAAGGGGGCACGUGCUGAGGCACCAGCGCAUACACAGGCCCGAGAGGCCGUUUGCCUGCCGUGACUGUGGCAAGGGCUUCCUUUAUAAGUCCAAACUUGCCGAACACAUCAGAGUGCACACAAAGUCCCGUGGUGCGCCAAGCGAGCCCGACAGCCAGAAAAGGCUUAGCCAGCUGUUGGCGAUGAUCGAGGCCGACUGGAGCUGAAGCAGGGCUGGUGUGCCUGGGGAUCCACAGCACCCUUAGCCAAACCCGCGGGCUGACAGAUUUGAGGAUCGGGCCCCUCGUUGGAACAAGAAUGUAAUCCAAGUUAAGUUAGGAAUGUGAGAGACCACGUGAGGUUUCCUUGUUUAAAACAUCACCAACUGUAUUUCCCACCCUGUGAUUUCAACAAGAUUAUUUGUUCUUCCUACCACCUUAAAUGGUAAUUUUCCCGCAAAUGCUAAGCUAGCUUUGAACCCUAGCUUGAGUUCAGACAGGAGGAGAUCCCUCCAGUACUGUUCUCAGACCUGUUCAACGUCAACUCUACUUUUCCUUUUUUUUUCAUGGUAUGAUCCUGAACUGGGGACUAAAUCUAGUGCAUUUUGUUGCAGGCCUGAUAAGAGGCUGAAUUUGGUUUGGGUUCAUUUAUUUUGAAACUGAUAGCAAUGAAGAGUUCUCUGAA